AUGGCGAAAACUGUAUUGUGGCCAUGGAUGCUUUUGUUUCUGGCAUCAGCACGGACGCAACAGGCAUCACCUGAAGGAGUGCUGAACUGUUGUGAAGGCGAUGUCCUCUUCCUCCUGGACUCUUCUGGAAGUGUCCCCACCUAUGAACACUCUCGCCUGCUCUCCUUCCUGUCUGAUCUGCUGCUGCCCUUCUCUCUGGGUGAGGACCAGGUUCGGGUGGCACUCCUCCAAGUCGGCACCGAGCCAAAAGUGGAGUUUGAUUUCAGCACGCACUACUCACAGAGAAGUUUGCAGGGGGCAGUGCAGAACAUUCGGCCUCUCAGGGGUGAUACCAACACAGUGGAGGCUCUGAGGAUAGCUACAGAAAGGCUGCUGAGACCUGGGGCCCCCGGAUCAUCCAGGCAGGGGCUCCCCAGGGUGCUGGUGUGGUUGACAGACGGCGUGAAGCCUGGAGAUGUGACAGGGCCCAUGGGAGUUUUGAGGGACGAGGGUGUGGCAGUGCUGGUGGUGUCUACAGGACAUGGGAACUAUCAGGUGCUCAAGGAUGUGGCGACGCCCCCUUCUGACAAGCACCUGUACUUUGUGGAUAUAGAUGCUCUGAAUAUCAUCACCGAGGAUCUCCGCAAUGCCAUCAUAGAAAUUAUAAGAGCUGAAAGAAUGACAGCACGAGACAUUUCCACCAGCUCUGCUACUCUCCAGUGGCGACCAGUGUUGACAGGCUUAAAUGGCUUCUAUGAGAUUCGUUUUGGUCCAGUGCCCACUGGUGGUGCUGGGAGUGUAGGAGGGGGCCCUGGGACCAGUCCCAGUGUUGGAGGUGGUCAGUACCAGAGGUUCACCCAGUCUGCAGACUCUAGCACAGCCAGGCUAACAGGACUCAAGCCAGACACUACAUAUGUAGCCACUCUGACCCCAGAGUCUAAUGAGCAGGCUUUCAAUGCUCUCUCCGUCACCUUCACCACCAAACCAGAGGUGCUGAGCCCAGCUGUCAUAUCUAUCUCUGAGUUGGGAUCGAACAGUGUGCGGAUAAACUGGGGCCCCCUUCAGCCCGAGAGCGUCAUGAGUUACUACGUUGAAUACUCCUCUCUGCCCAGUGGUAAACUCAGUGCAGUUACCAUCGGCGGGACCCAAAACUCUACUGUACUGCGGAACCUCCAGCCUGACACCACCUACCUGAUCACUGUGAGCGCCAGACACUCCUCAGGCACAGAGAGGGCCAUGUCGGUCAAAGUGUGCACGGAGGAAGUGACGCCGGCGUUAUCAGACUUGCAGCUGACCACGGUGGGCAGUGACUCGGUGCAGGUGGAGUGGACGGGCAGUGGUUCUGGACUCAGAGGGUACUGGCUCACCUGGGAGGAUCAACAGAACCAAGUGUCUGCAGAGCGCACCACUAUGUACCUGCCUCCAGAGUCUCUGUCUACACGCCUGUCCCACCUGCCCCCACUGGCUCGAGUCUGUGUGUCUCCAAUUUAUCGUACAGCCCGAGGGGACGGCCUGUGUUGCACUGCACACUUUCACUCAGAUGCAUUGUCUUAUGGCUAUCAGUCAUAG
Molecule: messenger RNA, 1548 nt
Organism: Knipowitschia caucasica
Lineage: Eukaryota; Metazoa; Chordata; Actinopteri; Gobiiformes; Gobiidae
Source: the annotation of a GenBank genome assembly